This is a messenger RNA of Anthostomella pinea, 1596 nucleotides long. NCBI's taxonomy places the organism in Eukaryota, Fungi, Ascomycota, Sordariomycetes, Xylariales, Xylariaceae. The record is from the annotation of a GenBank genome assembly.
AUGAAGCGAGAAACCGAAUCGUACUCGUUGGUCAUGGACCAACGGGGACCUCCCAUCUCUGCGAUGGCCUCAUUUUCCGACAUCUGGAAUCGAUUGACUGCCUUCGUGACCGGCAAGCAGUACACUUACACUGCACUGCCCGAAACCAUCACCCAGGACGACCUGCGACAGCGCGCCAAGGUGUGGGCCGACCGGCACAAAGCAGCAGUGAAGGUCACCAUGGCGGCCAUGCUCAUGACCGCCAUCGCGUUUUUCGUCGUCAGUUUCAUGCGAACAGCUGCCGCACAAUCGUGCGAUUCGGCGAGGGAAGGGUUCCAGUGCGAACCCGACAUCUCUUACUCAUGGGGCCAAUACUCCCCCUUCUACUCAGUCCCGUCGAACAUCUCAGCUUCGACGCCAGCAGAGUGUAAGGUCUCCUUUGCGCAGAUACUGUCGCGCCAUGGGGCCCGCUAUCCCACUGCAAGCAAAUAUGACGCUUACAGCGCCGUCAUUGAGCAGAUCCACGACGGCGUGACCGAGUACGGGAAGCAGUUCGAGUUCAUCAGGGACUACAACUACACGCUUGGUGUGGAUACGCUGACAGUCUUUGGCCAGCAGGAGCUGGUCAACUCGGGCGUCAAGUUCUACAAGCGGUACGAGAAGCUUGCAAUGACAGUCUCCCCUUUCGUGCGCACGACGGACCAGGAUCGUGUUCUUCACUCGGCGCUGAACUGGACGCAGGGCUUUCACCAGGCCCGGCUUGCGCACAACCACUCAGAUACACCGGACGCGUAUCCAUACGAUGUGCUGAUUAUCCCCGAAGGAGUCGGGCUUAACAACACGCUGAACCCAGAUACCUGCACCGCUUUUGAUGAGAGUGUGGACCUGGGCAGCAAGGCGCAAGAGGUUUGGUCGGCCAUCUUUGCACCGGCGAUUAUCGAGAGGUUCAACGACAACCUGCCCGGAGCCAACUUGACAGACCAGGACAUCAUCUCCCUGAUGGACAUGUGCCCAUUCGACACAGUCGCCGACGAUAAGGGCCACAUCUCUCCCUUCUGCGGUCUGUUCACGCUCGACGAAUGGCACAGCUACGACUACUUCCAGUCCCUGGGCAAGUGGUACGGCCACGGGAGUGGACAUCCCCUGGGGCCGACGCAAGGGGUGGGCUAUGUCAACGAGCUGAUCGCCAGACUCACAAGUAGCCCGGUCACGGAUAAUACGAGCACCAACACGACGCUCGACAGCUCUGAUUCGACCUUCCCACUUGGAAAUGUGCUGUACGCGGACUUUAGUCACGACAACGUCAUGACUAGCAUAUUCGCAGCCCUGGGGCUCUACAAUGCGACCCACCCCCUGCCGCAGACGACGAGGGAGGGUCCCAGGAAGACCAAGGGGUAUAGCGCAAGCUGGGCUGUCCCUUUUGCGGCGAGGAUGUACGUGGAGAAGCUGUCGUGCGGCGGCAGCGACGAGGAGCUGGUGCGCGUACUGGUCAAUGACAGGGUAAUACCACUUCUGAACUGUGACGCUGAUGAGCUGGGCCGCUGCACGCUGAGCAAGUUUGUGGACAGCCUGACCUUUGCUAGGGAUGGUGGGCACUGGGAUUCGUGCUUCGAGUGA